Molecule: messenger RNA, 2808 nt
Organism: Hemicordylus capensis (graceful crag lizard)
Lineage: Eukaryota; Metazoa; Chordata; Lepidosauria; Squamata; Cordylidae
Product: monocarboxylate transporter 10-like
Exons: 9
Coding region: 94-1533 (479 amino acids)
Biological process (GO): transmembrane transport
Molecular function (GO): monocarboxylic acid transmembrane transporter activity
Source: RefSeq, a predicted model, not a curated record
GAGGCCUGUUGGCUUCUCAGAGGCAUCUGGUGAGCCACUGUGGGAAACAGGAUGCUGAAUGGGCCUUGGGCCUGAUUCAGCAGGGCUGUUCUUAUGUUCUUAAGGUCUCCAUUCCGUGUAAUGUGUAACUUGCGCAAAAUCCGUACUAUGCUGCGGAAGGCUAGACGCAGAUUUCAGAGAAGGAAUACCAUAUCUCUGAUCACAGAUGAUAUUUCUUUUUUACAUCCCCCUCCAGAUGGAGCCUGGGGGUGGGUUGUUGUUCUGGCAGCUGUAGUCCUUUCUCUGCUUGUCAGUGGCUUUCACAAUGCUUUUGGUGUUUAUGUGCUGUCCCUUCUUCAGUCUUUUGAGUCAACUAACUCAACGAUAGCCUGGAUUGGAUCUGUCAGCUAUGCUUUCAUUAUGAUUUUUGGUCCUGUUUCCGGAAAACUUCUGGUGAAAUAUGGAGCUAUAAAAGUGGCAAUAAUUGGAGUUCUAGUUGUCAUGCUUGGCCUAGUGUGCUCAUCCUAUGCCUAUGAUCUACGUGUACUAUUUUUAACUCAUGGAAUCAUUGUUGGUGUAGGAUCAAGUUUGGCUAGCACUCCAGGUUUGAUAAUGGUAAGCCUUUACUUUACUACAAAGCGCUCAUUUGCAACUGGGAUUUUGAUGGCAGGAGGGGCUGCAGGAAUUUUCGUACAGAAUACAUUCCAUCAAUUCCUAAUCCAAAAACUUGGAUGGAGAUCUAGUCUGCGUCUAUACAGUGGAAUUCUGUCAAUAUGUCUUUUUGCUGGAUUUGCAUUCAAACCUCUUCAGAAACACAGAGCUCAUCCAAGUGUUGUUGAGAAGUUUCAAACAUCCCCUCUAAGAGGUUUUAUUGUUGAUUUAAGUCUGUGGAAGGAUCGGAUCUUUGAGGUCUGGGUCUGUGCUCUUGGACUAGCAAAAUUUGGAUUCUUCAUACCUUUUGUGCAUAUGAUGAACCUUGCUGGUGAUUUGGGUAUUCCUUUGGAAAAAGCAUCCUACAUCAUGAUGGGGCUUGGUUUAAGCAGCGCAGUUAGUUGUCUUCUGUUUGGGAAGAUAUGCGAUAUUGAAAGAAUCAACCGACUUUAUCUUAACCAGGUAUCCAUAUUGUCUGUUGGUGUAGCGUACUUCCUUAUUCCAUACUGCACAAGCCUUUAUUCCCUAAUAGCAAUUUGCUCAGUUUUGGGAUUUUUUGAUGCAGUAAAUUAUAUUCUCUUACCUGUCCUUACUUUUGAUUUGAUGGGGGCAGAGAAAAUGACUGUUGCAUGGGGAUUUAUGAUGGCCGUCAACUCAAUUAGUUGUUUUGGUGCACCCUUUGCAGGUUGGAUGUACGACAUAUUUGGCAAUUACAACAUUGGCUUUAUAGUAACCGGAAUUUGUAAUAUUGCAGCAGCUAGUAUUCUUGCUUUUAUUCCAUGGUUGCAAAUUGAAGCAGGACAAUUUAAGAAAAACUAUAUUAAUGCUUCCAUAUGCCAAAUAUCGGGGACCAUUAUUCCUUGGCAGUCGUCAGCUUCUUCACUCGGGGUAACAAAAGUUUAACUUCAUCAUGCCUGAGCUCUUCUGAGACUCCUGAUGAAGAAACUAGAUCACAACAUUCAAAAAAAUUUAGUAUUAAAUCUUUAAAAAGCAUAUUAAAGUCUGAAACAACAUCUUUUAGAAGUACGAGUUCAUAUCAUGAGGCUAUUAUCAAAAAAGAAGAUGGUAAGACUUACUUAGAUGUUGAAGGUCCUGUCAGUGGUCAACAUGAACACGUUGGUAGUUCAACUGAUUUGCAUCUGAUGGAAGAUCUGACAAAAUCUGAAGCAGCUUCCUUUAAAAGUGAAACUUCGCUGCCUGAAAAACAACAAACAGAAUGCAUGAUUUCUCCACCCCACAGAAAAGAAGAUGGUGUGGCAUUCUUAGGUAUUGAAGAGUCUGACAGGGAUCUAUGUGAGCAAGCUGAGAGUGCAACUGAUUCAAAGCCUACAGAAGAUCUGACUGAAUCUGCAGUAACAUCCUUUAGAAGUGAUGAAUCAGCACAGUUCAGGACUUCCCGCCCUCACAAAAAAGGUGUGGCUUUCUUAGAUGUUGAGGGGUCUGUCAGUGAUCUUGAUGAGGAUGUGGAAAGUAGAACUGAUUUGAGGCCAAUGGAAGAUCCAGAUAAAUCAGGAAGAGCCUACUUUACAAGUGAAACUUCUGGACCUACGAAACACAUUCCCCACAGAAAAGAAGAUGGUGUGGCUUUCUUAGACAUUGAAGACGAUGAUAGUGAUCAGGAAGAGCAACUUGAGAAUACAAGUACUUUGAGACCAACUAAAGAUCGGGCCAAAUCAGGAAAGGCACUCUUUAAAAGUGAAACUUUUAUAAAACACAUUCCACACAGAAAAGAAGAUGGUGUGGCUUUCUUAGACAUUGAAGAUGAUGAUAGUGAUGAAGAAGAGCAAUGUGAGAGCACAACUGAUUUGAGGUCAAUAAAAGAUCAAACCAAAUUAGAAACAGCAUCUAUGGAAAGUGAAAGUUCAGUAUCUAUUACCGGGGCAAGAAAAGAUGCCAAUGUUGAAGAUGACAAUGAACAGCCACAACAAUAGAAGUUGUCAGGUUUCAAUGGCAAUAUUAUCGAUGCUUGGUCAGUUAUGGAUCUAUAUGCCUUGCUAGUAACAAUCUUAUUUUUUUAAGCUUAUUUGUUUGGUGGUUGAGUAACACUCAUAAACCAUUAUUUCCUGAAUAUAGCUAUUUAAGUUCUGUUUCACUUUUGUAACACUUUUGUACGAUCAGUUUGAAAAUUACUGGAGUCUCAGUGGUGAUUAUAUUAUUUUUUAAAAAAUAAAAAAUAAA